CUGAAUGUCAGCUGCGCCAAGCAGCGAAGCCAAUACAUAAAUAAUUGAAUUUAGAUCUGAAAAAAUUAAUUUUUUUGACACAAAUCAUGACCAAAAUAUCGAUAUUAAUCGAGACCUCGCAUUGAAGACCUCGCGUAGUCAUGAAUCAGCUGUGAUUUGAAGUACUUCACAUGUUUCUUUUCAAUGGGAACAUAACCGUCAUGCAGAGCUUGGUUACACACACAUGUGGACGUGAUAUUUGAAAUGAGGUUUUGCAUUUUUAAUUAAUCAGUGAUAUUCUUCUGCCGUUAUGGAGGACUUUAAUGAUGGAGUGGACGGUAAAUUGGCCUCCAGAAUGCGUAAAGUCAAUCCUGAGCAAUUUUUAACGCUCGUUAAAAUGCACCUGUCCUUUGAAUUGGACAUUACAACUGAGGACAAUGAUCCAAUAACAGAAAAAACGAAGGAUAAAAAAUGGGGACUUCUAAGUUUCUCCAAAAAGCCAAAAUCAUUGAUGAAUUUACAGCAGAAGGGUGAAAGUACUGCUCUCACCAACGAGGGCAUAAAUCAAGUUAAACAGCUCAUGGAAUAUCUGUCUAAAGAACAAUGUAUCGCCCAAGAGGGAAUUUUCCGAAGAACAGGAAAACUGACUCGCCAGCAGGACCUCAAAAUGGCUCUGUACCAGGGGCACCCAAUAGACUUAGAGGAUGGGCCCUACAGUGUUCACGAUUGUGCCUCAGUGCUGAAAAAUUUUUUGGCCGAACUGCCAGAGCCUCUGCUAACAGAGCUCCAUUAUCCUGCGCACUGUCAAAUUGCCGAAUUAUGCAGUACAGAUUCAAGCUCCAAUGAGUCACGACUUCUCGUAUCUCUGCAAUUACUCUUGCUACUUCUUCCCCCACCUAAUCGAAUUCUCUUGAAACACCUGCUGACACUUCUUCAUAAAACAGCAAGUUUUGAGAGCAGCAACAAAAUGAAUUGUGAUACAUUGGCUACACUCUUCACACCCCACCUUAUGUGUCCAAGAAAAUUGUCCCCAGAAGCACUGCACGUUAAUUCCCAGAAUUUAUCAGGAUUGGUGGCAUUUAUGAUUCGUAAGGGGAACGAGUUGUUUGAAAUUCCAACGAAAUUGGCCACUGAUAUCAGGGCUUAUUGGGUGGACCAGGAGAGAAAAUUGUUGAGUCCAAACAAAAAUGAUCUGAAUGAGUCCAUCUCAGACGCAACUGGCACAGCUCACACAGUCUUCAGCUUUGUAGAUCACAAGUUGACAGCCAAAGCCAAUUCAACAGAAGAUACACAAGCAGCACUUGCCCAACUCUACGCCCACAUCCAGGCAAUGCCAGAGUCUGCGAAAAAGCGACGCCUGGUGAAGCAGUUCAAUAAGGAAAAUGGUCAGGGAACUCCAAGGCACGUGAAGCAAGUGCGAACGAAGAGCUUAGGAGACUCCAUAAAAAAACACAUAUUCCAGAAAAAAUUACUUGGGAACAAGAAGUUAAUCGAUAUAAAUAUUGGGUGCACCAUGAACAAAUCGAGUAGUGAAGAGAAUAUUGUGGCCUCUACUCACAAAGAGUUGGGAUUGCCCUCGAAGACAUUAUUCAGCAAAUCAGACGAUGAGCUGAGCUCCGACAGUUUCACUAUCGAGACUGAUAACCUGAUGCACUCAAAACACAUGAGCAGUAGCACAGGCAGUCUGCAUACACCUAAGAGCAGUAUCAAAGCCUUGAAGAUGACGUGGAAGAAUUUUGUGAAUAUACGAGAAGCUCCUGAUAUUGAGAGUGACAAGGGAUCGAACGAGAGGGUAGAGACUCCCAUCAAAGCAUCAAAAAGCCUGAUGACUAUCAGCGAAAAUGGGAGAGCAGUGGGGCAUUCAGACACUCAAAUAAUUGCUGAGGACCGACAGGUGCGUCGAUACAAUUCUGAGCCCUGCGACAUACACUCCCACCAUUUCGACGAUAAAACUCGACAAUCAGCUGGUAAUUCAUCCGUCUCGACACUACAGAGACCCAAAAUCGAGUUGGUUUUCACUCCGAAAAAAUCAGAAGUUAAGACGCCGUCGGGGGGAAAGGGUCAAGGAUCUAAGCAUCCGUCACCUGUUGUUAAGUAUAAAUUUUGGAAUGGAUUAUCAGCUCAUACUUCAACACCUGCUGAUGUUCUCAGACGCAAUUUGACGAAUGGUGAGGGAUGUGUGGUCACCCCCAUUAAGAAAAAUGAUAAGAGCAUGAGUCCUAUCACUCAAAGCACCACCAAAAUGCCAAGGGCUAUGCAGGAGACAAUGAUGACUCCGCGAUCCAGGAAACCCGUGAUGAUGAUCUCAGGCUCAAAUCUGUGCAAUCUGGCAGCACUGGACGGUGAAGCCUCCCAAAAUCUCCAAAUCAUGGACAUCGAUAUUGAUGAUCACAGCUACGUAUCGAGCUCGGAGGGCACAUCGCGGACAGAUUCCCACCUGGAGAUCUAUCACAAUGACAACAAAGAGAACUACCAGCGUCCCCCAUAUCGUGGACGAAAGCUAGUGGCAUCAAUCGAUGAUGAUCAGAUCAAUCAGAAGAGCACAAUGUCCAUCACUAGUACAUUCCGAGAAUAUCUGCUGUCCAGGAGUGUUUUGACUGCAAGUCCCGUGGAUCUGAGCUUCUCGUCUCGUACUGGAGAUUUCGAGCAGUCAGCAUCUGAUGUGAAUAUUCUGGAUGAAGAAGGCCUGUCUGACAGUUUACUUCGCUGCCUCGAUGGAAAUAAUCCAGGAUCUGACACCUCUGGGAUAGCCUCGAGCAGUGGAAAUAGUGCGAAUAAUUCAGGUGAUAAAUUCGAGGAGGAAAACAGAACAGCAGCGAGAAAACGUGGGACAAGUUUACAGCGUAAUGAUUCCAAGAGGUCGGUCAGGGCGAGCAUCCAGAGGGAUGACAAGAGACACCAAUCUGCCAUGCAGAAACAACUCAGUGAAUCUACCCUGAAUUCAGGGAAAUUGAAGGACACCUUCCAGGAGACGUCGUUCUGAUUAUUAUCGUGUUUUCCAUUUUUUUUUUACGUUAGCCUCAAUGUCUAAUCGAAACCGAAGCAAUUUAUUAUGAAUAAUCAUGACUUUCUAACAAUAAAUAUUUUUCUAUGUUGA
Molecule: messenger RNA, 3076 nt
Organism: Fopius arisanus
Lineage: Eukaryota; Metazoa; Arthropoda; Insecta; Hymenoptera; Braconidae
Gene: RhoGAP54D
Product: Rho GTPase activating protein at 54D
Exons: 6
Coding region: 290-2962 (890 amino acids)
Biological process (GO): signal transduction; regulation of small GTPase mediated signal transduction
Cellular component (GO): cytoplasm
Molecular function (GO): GTPase activator activity
Source: RefSeq, a predicted model, not a curated record